GUCAGUGAGCAGGCAUCCGUCAGGCUUCCCCUUCAGUGUUAACACGCUGUAGCAUCCCUCAGACAAGGUCGUGCACUUUCGCCUUUCCCCAUGUCAAACAACCAAAUAAGUCGCGUGGGUGAGCCGCUGACGCAGUCAUUGUGUCCCAACCAACCGAACCCCACGAGGACGGAGACGCGGACACAGCUUGAAAUCGCAGUCAUUUAUUGUUGACAGUUAGUAGGGUGGCCGGUUCGCACGUGUUCGCUGCAAUAGGUUACUUCAGGCGCGCGAGAAUAUUUCGCCAGGUAAAUACUGUAGGGGCACGAGACGAGCUCGCGCCAGACGCGCGAACAUGAAUUCCGCGGCGAGUGUUUGAGCGUUUCUUCGUAAUGACUGCAUUUAUCCAGCUGAGUUUAUGAACAGAGCGACAGACUGCCAGCGAACAUUAACAACACUCGCAAUAAAACAGUAUUUGUUACCGAGCAGCAUGUUAAAAUCGGACGAUUUGAGUCGCGCUCUGAGGUCUCGUGAAGUCUUCAGCGGUGACGAGACAGAGACAGAGGCGGAGGCGAGUCCGUUAACGGAGGACUUGGGCAGCGAUUAAGACUCUGGGACCUUCCGUCGUUUGACCGGGCAUCCUUCUCCUUAAAAUAAUCAUCACAGACUCGCAGAGCGAGUCUGUGAGCUGUGCAGUGUGGGACGCUGUCUGCCCCGUUGUCAUCAGACGUCAUGAGCUGGAGCUUCCUGACGCGUCUGCUGGAGGAGAUCCAGCACCACUCCACGUCGGUGGGAAAACUCUGGCUCACUGCGCUAGUUGUCUUCCGCAUCGUGCUGACUGUGGUGGGCGGCGAGUCCAUAUACUACGAUGAGCAGAGCAAGUUUGUCUGCAACUCGGGCCAGCCGGGAUGUGAGAACGUCUGCUACGAUGCCUUCGCGCCGCUCUCGCACGUGCGAUUCUGGGUCUUUCAGAUUAUCCUGUCCGCCAUGCCCUCUCUGCUCUAUAUGGGCUACGCGGCCAAUAAGAUCUCCCACAACGAGGAAUUGAGGGGCGGUGCGGGGGCCGGGGCUCCAGCCGCAAGCAACUCAGCGGGGGGCGGAUACACCCAGCGCAGACCGAGAAAGAUGUACUUUGGUGCGCGGCAGCAUCGGCCAGGACAUGAGGAUGGGGAAGAGGAACGCGAAGACGACCCCAUGAUCUAUGAAGUGCCUGAGAUAGACAACACGCGUCGUGAGCUGGUGCCACCGCGUCCCAAACCCAAAGUCCGCCACGAUGGGCGCCGGCGAAUACAAGACGAUGGUCUGAUGCGAGUUUAUGUGUUACAGCUGCUGACACGCUCUGCACUGGAGGCAGGCUUUCUGGCGGGACAGUACCUGUUAUAUGGCUUUCGAGUGGAACCGAUCUUUGUGUGCUCGGAUAAACCCUGCCCGCACCAUGUGGACUGCUUCAUCUCACGCCCCACCGAAAAAACCAUCUUCCUCCGAAUCAUGUAUGGUGUCAGCUGCCUUUGCCUGCUGCUAAACCUGUGGGAAAUGAUUCACCUCGGAGUGGGAACUAUCCGUGAUGCACUGCGCAAACAAACCGAAUCAGUCGCCGAUGAUGAGUACCAGCUCGGCUUGCUUGCAGCAGGGGGCGUGUCUGUUGGAGUAGGUGGGCCUUCGCUCAGCGAAGGGGAACCAGGAGGCGGAGUUGGGGGCGGCGUACGAGAAGCAGACUAUGUUGGUUAUCCCUUCUCCUGGAAUACUCCUUCUGCACCGCCAGGGUAUAACAUUGUGGUGAAGCCUGAGACGAUGCCGUACACAGACCUGAGCAACGCCAAGAUGGCGUGCAAGCAAAACCGUGCCAACAUUGCCCAGGAGGAGCAGCAGCAGUACGGCUCCAAUGAGGACAACUUCCCGUCUGCAGGUGAGGCGAGACCGCCUCCCAUCAACAAAGAUGUGAUACAGUUAGAGGCGGCGAUUCAAGCCUAUACCUUGCAGCACCAUGCUAGCAAUAACCACGACGAGAUGAACGAUACCAAUGACAUCGACGAGAAGCCUCAGAGCAACAUCACCACUGCACCACAGAAGGAGCGAAAGCAACAGUACAAGCAUGGAAAAUCUGGGAGCGCUGGAAGCAGCAGCAGCAGCAAGUCCGGAGAAGGCAAACCAUCUGUCUGGAUCUGACAUUUGCACACACACCUGAACAUUACACUCAGUGGUGCACACUAUCAUCCAUUUCUGCAAGUUUCUUUAGACACGAAAUAUCAUGUGCAUCCCACAGAUUACAAAGACUGCAAACACGUGAUUCGAAAAAUGCUGUAUAUCUUUUUGAAGUGCUUUCGGUGCCUUAAAGAAACUCCAUGAAUGAGAUGGAUUUUUUCGUACUAUUUCUUGAUCUUCCUAAAAUAAUCUUUAUUACGUAGAUUACGUCAAGCUCUAAGAACAUUCCCUCAUAAUCCAGAAAAAACCCGUCCGUUUUCAAAGUUCGGAACUAUUCAGUGAGUUGAGAAAGCCUUCCUAUCGGAUUCUUCCGUAAGAGUGAUGACGCUACAAUCCGAUUCCAAACCAGCUGUCUUCCUUUUGCCAGUGUUAAACAAUAAAUUUUGCAUCAAGAUGCCAAGCUAUAACAAUGCAAUGAUACACCAAUGCUGUGGUGGUACACUGUGGUCUUCAAGACUCAACAAACAGUCCUGUGAAAUAAGCUGUAAAUCUACAUUUACAAACACGCAAACACAUCCAGUGCAAAUGUUUUCAUAGCUAUGGGUGUUUGAGGAAGCAGUGCAAUGUCUUUCAGUUCUAGAGAUUCUCUUAGUUUUGAGAUCUCUGUAGUUUUCUAGCCACCAAGACUUGGGAUAUUCCGUUGAUGGAUCCACUUCCUACUCUGUUCUUGUACUAUCCCCUACUGGUGAAGAAAGCAUUUGCAGUCUAGUCUUAUCAGCCAUAUAAAUAUAUACAGGGUCCCCACGGUCCUGGA
Sinocyclocheilus rhinocerous is the source of this 2935-nucleotide messenger RNA. RefSeq names its product gap junction protein gamma 1 (gene gjc1). Gene Ontology annotation, biological process: cell-cell signaling. The transcript is spliced from 2 exons. Bases 712 to 2145 code for a protein of 477 amino acids. Gene Ontology annotation, cellular component: connexin complex. The record is from RefSeq and is a predicted model, not a curated record. Lineage: Eukaryota; Metazoa; Chordata; Actinopteri; Cypriniformes; Cyprinidae. Gene Ontology annotation, molecular function: gap junction channel activity.